Molecule: messenger RNA, 1383 nt
Organism: Ooceraea biroi (clonal raider ant)
Lineage: Eukaryota; Metazoa; Arthropoda; Insecta; Hymenoptera; Formicidae
Gene: eIF2alpha
Product: eukaryotic translation initiation factor 2 subunit alpha
Biological process (GO): translational initiation
Cellular component (GO): eukaryotic translation initiation factor 2 complex; eukaryotic 48S preinitiation complex
Molecular function (GO): translation initiation factor activity; ribosome binding; RNA binding
Source: RefSeq, a predicted model, not a curated record
GUCCGAUCUCUGUUGUAGGAUCUCUAGUUUCUAUAAGCUCUCUGCUACAAGCUUCCCAGAUGUUGCUCAACAAGUUAACCUGCUAGUUUUUCAUUGCUUCAGUAAACAUUAAAAGCUUUCCUUACCGCCAAUACGCGUUAUUUUUCACAUUUUGUUUACUUCAAAUAUGGUGCUCUCGUGUCGAUUUUACGGGGAGAAGUACCCAGAAGUGGAGGAUGUAGUGAUGGUGAACGUACGCAGCAUAGCUGAAAUGGGUGCGUACGUACAUUUGUUGGAGUACAACAACAUUGAAGGUAUGAUUCUGCUUUCUGAACUAUCAAGGAGACGUAUCAGGUCGAUCAACAAACUCAUCAGAGUAGGCAAAACUGAACCAGUCGUUGUUAUUCGAGUAGAUAAAGAAAAAGGUUACAUUGACUUGAGUAAGCGCCGGGUAUCUGCCGAAGAUGUUGAGAAGUGCACAGAAAGAUAUGCUAAAGCUAAGGCCGUUAACUCAAUUUUAAGACACGUGGCUGAACUGCUGCACUACGAUAGCGACGAGCGAUUGGAGGAGCUUUAUCAGAAGACAGCCUGGUACUUUGAGGAGAAAUACAAGAAACAGAAAGCAUCUGCUUAUGAUUUCUUCAAACAAUCAGUAUUGGAUCCCUCCAUCUUGGCAGAAUGUGGUCUUGAUGAGCAGACGAAGGAAGUAUUGUUAAACAAUAUCAAACGGAAACUUACGUCGCAAGCUGUCAAGAUUAGGGCAGAUGUGGAAGUAGCGUGUUACGGCUACGAAGGAAUCGAUGCCGUUAAGACUGCACUCAAAGCUGGCUUGGCUCUCUCCACCGAUGAACUCCCCAUAAAGAUUAACCUAAUUGCUCCGCCCUUAUAUGUCAUGACAACGUCUACACCAGAGAAGCAAGACGGCUUAAAAGCGCUAAGCGACGCGAUCGAGGUCAUUCAGGAUAAAAUUACGUCGCUGGGAGGUGUAUUCAACGUUCAAAUGGCACCGAAGGUCGUUACUGCGACGGAUGAGGCGGAAUUAGCACGACAGAUGGAACGAGCCGAGCUCGAGAACGCAGAAGUUGCUGGCGACGACGACGAGGAGGAAGUGGAGGGAAUGGAAGGUGAUUUCAGCGGUGGCGAAGGGGGCGAGCAGAAUAGCAAAGGACAAAACGGCACGAAACACGACAAAAGCGAAAAUGCAUCUGAGGAGGAGAAUUAAAUAAAUAAAUAUAUAAACAUAUGUUUGAGAAUAAAAACACCGUUGAUAAGCUAACAAACAUUUGGCAUCUUUUGAUUACAGCUAGAAUUUAAAAAGGAGGUGUUUUAUUACGCUGAACAUGAUAGCACGAUUCUUCAAUAAAUAAAAGAUGUAUAAAAUUGAUUUAUUGUAUUUUACAAAAA